This is a messenger RNA of Ficedula albicollis (Collared flycatcher), 3681 nucleotides long. RefSeq names its product N-ethylmaleimide sensitive factor (gene NSF). The record is from RefSeq and is a predicted model, not a curated record. Gene Ontology annotation, cellular component: Golgi stack. Bases 38 to 2269 code for a protein of 743 amino acids. NCBI's taxonomy places the organism in Eukaryota, Metazoa, Chordata, Aves, Passeriformes, Muscicapidae. The transcript is spliced from 21 exons. Gene Ontology annotation, biological process: intra-Golgi vesicle-mediated transport; Golgi to plasma membrane protein transport; SNARE complex disassembly. Gene Ontology annotation, molecular function: ATP binding; ATP hydrolysis activity.
GCCGCGGGGAGGGCCUGUCGGUCGGCGCUGCGGCAACAUGGCGGGGCGGCCUAUGCAGGCAGCGAGGUGUCCCACUGAUGAGCUGUCCUUAACCAACUGUGCUGUGGUGAAUGACAAGGACUUCCAGUCUGGGCAACAUGUUGUGGUGAAGACCUCUCCCAACCACAAAUACAUCUUCACACUGAGAACCCACCCCUCGGUCGUCCCUGGCAGCAUUGCCUUCAGCUUGCCCCAGAGAAAAUGGGCCGGCCUUUCCAUCGGGCAGGAGAUCGAUGUUUCCUUGUACACUUUUGACAAGACCAAGCAGUGCAUUGGCACCAUGACCAUCGAGAUCGACUUCCUGCAGAAGAAGAACAUUGACUCCAACCCCUAUGACACAGACAAGAUGGCUGCAGAGUUCAUCCAGCACUUCAACAGCCAGGCCUUCUCCGUGGGCCAGCAGCUGGUGUUCAGCUUUAAUGACAAGCUGUUUGGGCUGUUGGUGAAGGACAUGGAAGCCAUGGAUCCCAGCAUUCUCAAGGGGGAGUCUGGAACAAGCAAAAAGCAGAAGAUCGAGGUUGGUUUGGUUCUUGGAAACAGUCAAGUUGCCUUUGAGAAAGCUGAGAACUCUUCUCUCAAUCUCAUUGGUAAAUCAAAGACCAAGGAGAACCGGCAGUCGAUCAUCAACCCCGACUGGAAUUUUGAGAAAAUGGGCAUUGGAGGCCUGGAUAAAGAAUUCUCAGAUAUUUUCCGAAGGGCUUUUGCCUCACGAGUUUUCCCACCUGAAAUUGUGGAGCAGAUGGGCUGCAAGCACGUCAAGGGGAUCCUGCUCUACGGGCCCCCGGGCUGCGGCAAGACGCUGAUGGCGCGGCAGAUCGGCAAGAUGCUCAACGCCAGGGAGCCCAAGGUGGUCAACGGGCCCGAAAUCCUCAACAAAUACGUGGGGGAGUCCGAGGCCAACAUCAGGAAGCUGUUUGCUGAUGCAGAGGAGGAGCAGAGGAGGCUCGGAGCCAACAGUGGGGUGCACAUCAUCAUUUUUGAUGAGAUUGAUGCCAUCUGCAAGCAGAGGGGCAGCAUGGCUGGCAGCACUGGCGUGCAUGACACCGUGGUGAACCAGCUGCUCUCCAAAAUCGAUGGUGUGGAGCAGCUCAACAACAUCCUGGUCAUUGGAAUGACCAACAGACCUGACCUGAUUGAUGAGGCCCUGCUGAGGCCGGGGAGGCUGGAGGUGAAGAUGGAGAUUGGCCUGCCAGACGAGAAGGGCCGAUUCCAGAUCCUGCACAUCCACACAGUGAGGAUGAGGGAGCACCAGCUGCUGGCUGAGGAUGUGGACAUUGCAGAGCUGGCAGUGGAGACCAAAAACUUCAGUGGUGCUGAGCUGGAAGGUUUGGUUCGAGCUGCUCAGUCCACUGCCAUGAACAGACACAUAAAGGCCAGCAACAAAGUGGAGGUGGACAUGGAGAAGGCAGAGAGCCUGCGUGUGACCAGAGGGGAUUUCUUUGCAUCCUUGGAGAAUGAUAUCAAACCAGCAUUUGGAACCAACCAGGAAGACUAUGCCAGCUACAUCAUGAAUGGGAUCAUUAAGUGGGGGGACCCCGUGACGAGGGUGUUGGAUGAUGGGGAGCUGCUGGUGCAGCAGACCAAGAACAGCGACCGCACGCCCCUGGUCAGCGUGCUGCUGGAAGGCCCCCCCCACAGUGGGAAGACUGCUUUAGCAGCAAAAAUAGCAGAAGAAUCCAACUUCCCCUUUAUCAAGAUCUGUUCUCCUGACAAGAUGAUUGGGUUCUCUGAAACAGCCAAGUGCCAGGCCAUGAAGAAGAUCUUUGAUGAUGCCUACAAGUCCCAGCUCAGCUGUGUUGUUGUGGAUGACAUUGAGCGACUUUUAGAUUAUGUCCCAAUUGGACCUCGGUUCUCCAAUCUGGUCUUGCAGGCCCUUCUGGUGCUGCUGAAGAAAGCCCCCCCUCAGGGCCGCAAGCUGCUGAUCAUCGGCACCACGAGCCGCAAGGACGUCCUGCAGGAGAUGGAGAUGCUCAAUGCCUUCAGCACCACCAUCCACGUGCCCAACAUUGCCACUGGGGAGCAGCUCAUGGAGGCUUUAGAGCUCCUGGGUAACUUCAAAGACAAGGAGCGCAGCACGAUUGCGCAGAACGUCAAAGGGAAGCCUGUCUGGAUCGGGAUCAAGAAGCUGCUGAUGCUGAUAGAAAUGUCCUUACAGAUGGAUCCUGAGUAUCGGGUGAAAAAGUUCUUGGCUCUUCUGAGAGAAGAAGGAACAGUCCCUACCCUAGACUGAAGGUGGACCAAGUGCAAGAUCAACAGCUGGAAAAGUGACCAACCUGGAGAACAAACACUGGGAUCUUUACUCUUCUGUGCUCAACACACUGGACAAAGUGAAAUGCUCCCUUGAUCCCCAGAGCCCCAUGUGGAACCUGCAUGUGUAGUGCAAUAGAGUAUCUUUAUUCUUUGUCUUUGAUAUUCUGAUGUCACGUGGAAGUGUCUCUAGCACACUGUGCUUCUGUCUCUGUGCAGCCAGGCUGCUUUUUGGGGUGAGCAGGGGGGAAUGUCCUGUGAGGUGUGGGGCUGACCCUCACUUGUCUCCAGCAUUCCUGCAGUGGGAAGGAGAUCCUGGCUUCCAGUAAACCUGCCAGUCUGGUGGGGGGAUGUUGAAGCACUGCUCUGGCUUACCCUGGUCAGGUGAAGGCUUUCUGUGGUGUCACCCCACCCCUCACUGAACCUGAGCCAGACCCACACCCACUCAGUGCCCGGGAGAGCCUGGGUGCUGCACCCACUCUGUUUAUAUCCAGGUGUUUUGGGGCCUGAUGGGACACUGCUGGUGGCACUGGGGACUGGAAGAGGGCAGGGAAGUGUUGAUCAGAGUAGAGGAGAUUUCCAAAUCCAGUAUUUAAGGCAUCAAAUCUUGUUGUUAAUUCAACAGCAGUUUUAGAGAUGCUGGUUCCAGCCUCCAGCUCUUCCUGAGUUCCUGUAGUUGGCAGCUUUGGUGUCCUCCAGCCUCAUUUUUUCCCUUUUUCCUGCCAUGUUACCAAAGGUUGAAAUUCCUCCUUAGAGACAGAGGGGAAGCCAAGCUCUGCAGGUGCAGGAGAUGUGUGUUGCCAUGUUUUUGCACUGAAAUAAAGGAAUGUAUCAAACCUUGCUCCCGCUCCUUCCCGCAGCCCUGCGGCCUCAGGAGAUGCUGAGGCUGCUCCCCCUGGCCUCCACCCCUUCCAGAGGGCUCCUGGAACAUACCUCAGUGUGCUGCUGGGGCAUGAAAUCAAAGCCAUUUUGCAGAUUUAGUCAGUGUAGCUUCCUGAACUGGAGCAGACCCCCAGUAAGGGCUCCGUGGAGUGCAGGGUGUUCCCAGGGAAGGAGGGUCCCCACGUCCUGCCAGGCCCAGGGGACCCUGCUGUCCUCAGUGUGCUCACAGCAGGUGGAGUUCAGCCACUCCACUCUGCUCCUCUGGCACUGCUGUUGUGUUGUGAUGCUGUUGUGAGUCCCAGUGGUGGUUCCCUCUCAUUUUGUGUAUGAUCUUGUGAAUUUAUUUGUUCCUCCCUUCCCUCUGCCAGUCUGAGUGGCAGCAGCACACAGUAACUUAUAUUUCAGAGCAAAUGAUGUAAACCUUAUCGUGUCUGUGUCCAGAACUAUAUUGAUGAAUAAAUAUCUGGUUUAAUUGCACAUUCAAUGGAUUCAAUAAAAAAGCACAACUCCUUG